CUGAUUCCGAACUCCCAAACACCGGCCAAAUUGCGCGGAUUGGUUCGGCCCUAUACUCCGUUUGAUCGCAUGUUCCUUCGAGUGGUGAUCAUGUUGCGCGCAGCCACAUUCCACGUUGUGCUUAAGGACGCUAACAGUCUUCCACCUCCGUUUCGAUUAGAGAAUGCCAGUCUUGUUGGAUUAUCUUAUCAUCAAGAAAUCAACAGUUCCGACAAAGACUCUGUCCCUAUGCGAUCGCGGCGCUCUUCCUCAGUGGUGUCUGGUCAACAAAACAGAGUUCCACUUUCUGAUACUGCAGAUCACGAGCGAUCGCCGCUGCGUUUCACUCCGUCUCCGGUACCUUCGCCAGACCGACAAUAUCUUUCUGAACUACACAAACGAGAUAAUUUUUCGGAACCGGAUUUGGUCACCUGGAAUAACGGAGCGAUUUCAUCCUAUCUGGGUCCGGAAACUACCGGUGGAUUAAGCGCUACUUAUAAUCUGGAUCGAGUAGGAUUUGGCAAGACCCUAAUCUACGACAACUUUAUCUACCUGACCGUUUUCGGACCGUUAGCAGAUGGCUGGGCUGCCUGUGCUCGCCACGAUAGUCUCUCGUGCGAUUUGGUGUUUGAUGUCGUUCCUGGAUCCCAACGUGUCAUUUAUUCUUCCAAGGUAUGA
Molecule: messenger RNA, 657 nt
Organism: Echinostoma caproni
Lineage: Eukaryota; Metazoa; Platyhelminthes; Trematoda; Plagiorchiida; Echinostomatidae
Source: the annotation of a GenBank genome assembly